Molecule: messenger RNA, 616 nt
Organism: Haliotis rubra (blacklip abalone)
Lineage: Eukaryota; Metazoa; Mollusca; Gastropoda; Lepetellida; Haliotidae
Product: trypsin-1-like
Exons: 4
Coding region: 66-572 (168 amino acids)
Biological process (GO): proteolysis
Molecular function (GO): serine-type endopeptidase activity
Source: RefSeq, a predicted model, not a curated record
GGUUCCAAACUGCUGAUGAAAUCCAGGUGAAUGUGGGCAACCACACAACAAUAGAAUCAACCACCAUGCUUAACGUCAACAGCUUCGAGAUGCAUGAGAACUACAGCACUCAAACCACAGCCAAUGAUGUAGCGAUCCUCAAGGUCGACCCCAUCGACUUCAACGCCAUCUCCAACACCGCCCCAGCCUGCCUCGCCACCGCCGACUACGCUAUGACAGGACAGGACUGCACUGUCGUUGGAUUUGGAGCUACUAGCUUCGGUGGCCAGCAGCCAGAUAACUAUCUCCUGCAAGAAGUGUCGGUUCCAACUUUCGACGGCAACACGUGCGUCGCAGACCAGAACGUCCUCGUCGAGAUGACCGACCCCAACAACCAGGUCUGUGCUGGUCAAGCGGGCAAGGAUUCCUGCCAGGGUGAUUCUGGCGGUCCGUUGUACUGCCAGCAGAAGGGUCGACAGGUUCUGACCGGCGUGGUGUCCUACGGUACAAACUGUGGUCAGGAUGGCUAUCCAGUCGUCUACGCCAAGGUGUCCAGCUACGCUGACUGGAUCGCUGCCCGUUCUGGCUGUUAAACUACAGACGCUUUAUUAGAUGAAUAAAUUUGUUCAGCCUUGAA